CAAAAUGUUGAAUGGCAUUGUGGCACGUCACUCGCCGCCAAUGCGGAAUGAUGCCGCCGAAAAGAAUGGAACCUUGCUUCGCUCUGAUGGAUGCGUCGGAUCCCGACUCCUGAAAUUCAAAGAUGUAGGCACCACUACUUCGUCUCUUUGUUGGACCGCCGGCGCGAGCACAGUGGUUUCUGACCAGGAACAGGAACCUAUUCGAAUUUGGAUCUUGACAUGUCGGUGCUUUUUAACCGUAGGCAUCUUUCCAGGAAGUUGGUGGGCUCAUCAUGAAUUAGGUUGGGGUGGCUGGUGGUUUCGGGAUCCCGUAGAAAAUGCUUCUUUUAUGCCUCGGGUAUUAGCCACAACUUGUAUUCAUUCAGUCAUUCUACCACUUCUGAAUUCUUGGACCUUGCUUCUGAAUAUUGUCACUCUUCUAUCCUGUGUCUUAGGAACCUCUUCAAUACGGUCCGGGUUGAUAGCUUCCGUUCAUAGUUUUGCGACAGAUGAUACACGAGGACUCUUUCUCUGGCGCUUCUUCCUUCUAAUGACCGGCAUAUCUAUUAUUCUUUUCUCCCAUAUGAAGCAACAGGAAUCGUUCCAUAGAACCUAUCAAAAAGAGAUGGUUGUGGCGCGAGCACGAGGCGGUAGAUAAUCAUCCUGAGAUCUUCAGGUCUAGUGGCAUAAAUAUGUUAUCCUUCGCUUUCUUGAUCCCUUUUCUGUUAUUUGGCUCGAGACUACAUGCAUUC
Molecule: messenger RNA, 731 nt
Organism: Papaver somniferum (opium poppy)
Lineage: Eukaryota; Viridiplantae; Streptophyta; Magnoliopsida; Ranunculales; Papaveraceae
Product: probable cytochrome c biosynthesis protein
Exons: 1
Coding region: 5-637 (210 amino acids)
Biological process (GO): heme transport; cytochrome complex assembly
Cellular component (GO): membrane
Molecular function (GO): heme binding; heme transmembrane transporter activity
Source: RefSeq, a predicted model, not a curated record